Molecule: messenger RNA, 2357 nt
Organism: Planococcus citri (citrus mealybug)
Lineage: Eukaryota; Metazoa; Arthropoda; Insecta; Hemiptera; Pseudococcidae
Exons: 7
Coding region: 22-1518 (498 amino acids)
Source: RefSeq, a predicted model, not a curated record
AAGUAAUCAGAACCAGCGAUAAUGCAAAAAAAAAUAACAUCGAAUCUGUUGGUAAAUCGAAACUUUUAUUGCAAAUUAUAUCGAGCGAUGUCUCGAAACAGUUCGUUUUUCCGUUUUAUGAAGUCACAUUGCACAAUGAAGAUUUUGAUUUUAAUAACGUUCACCUUGACAGCCAUUUCCAUUUCACCAACUCGAAGUUUAAAUUCGAGCGAGGCUCUAGACAUCACAACACUGCUAAAUAAUACCAUCGCAAAAAAAUUCCAAAAUAUGAAUCCAGCUACGAUCAACAUGUUAAUCCUCAGCCUGGAGAAUUUAAAUUCGUUCAGUUUUGAUACAUAUACUGAUUGCGACUUAGGGUCUUAUGAGAGCGACUACUUUUUCACUGGUGUCACCGUAACCGGUCCAGUGAAAGCAGAAUCUGCCACCAUCCGACAAGGAUUAAUUCGCGAUAUAGUGUUCAUAUCCUUCACCAACCUAUCGAUUGAAAUGAAAGGAUACUUGGCAGAAACCCGAGAUGCAGCUCACGUGGGUUUCGUACGAUCUGUGAAUUUUGAAAACAUCUCCAUCGAAUUAUGGUCUGAUCUACCAUAUUAUAAUUUCUCAAAGAAUGUACCCUAUCCAUACUACGUUAAUUUCAUUCACUACAAAAAUUACGAAUCUCAUUACAUAUAUUCGCCUUGGUUCCACCAAAACUUGACAAAAGACACGCAGUACGAACUCGAAAGUCUGGCCAAAGCUUGCUUACCAUCGUUACUCAUGUACAGUUUACGAGGCAACCAGAACUUCAAGCAAACACUCCAUGCAGCGUUUUGCCUCUCUUCUGAAGCUGAGAUCACUUUCAAAAGGAAAAAUUACUUCUUCAUACCAAAUAUCACUUCUCUAGGUCGUACCUUGAGCAAUAUCACUAUCAGAGGAAUGCACAAUUUCGAUAGUCACUCGUUCGCUGAAAAUUCUGGUUUAACUGUCAGCACUCUGACGAUUAAAGAUAUUCGAGGAACCACUAAUUUACAUUACGAUGGUCGAAAUUUUACAAUUUUUCCAUUAUACUUUGAAGUGGAUAGAAUUUCGAUAACGGUUGAUCGAAAACAGCAAAGUAUCAAUGUGACCCCCCAUAACUACACGGUUAUUGACACUAAAACGAACGCCUCGUUGACGGAAUAUCAGUCCAAGUGGGUAAUGGAAGGAAUUCAAUUGGCGAUUGCGUCUUUCAUAAUGCCAUCGAUGAAAUAUAACAGAAACAGGACUCAGCCCACUGAUUCACUGGAAGAACAUCCGAUUGUAAAAAUAAGCACCAAAUUAUCUCAACAAUUCGAGGGUAGCACGAUACAAAAACUGUACGAUACUUGGAAUAUAACGAUACCCGAAAGCUUCAAGGCAGAAUCGAGUAUCCAAAUAGAAUCACUCACUUACAAUAUUUCAAUCGAUGCUAAACCGGAAACAGCAUUGAACCCGUAUCCCAGAUUCUUUCAAUGUAAUCUCUACAACUACUUGCAAUUCCAUUUCAAAAUUCCUUCUUAGCGCGGGAAAAUUAUCUUGCUCAAUACCACUCACAAAUUCGACGAAAUUGAUUUUGAAAUGGCCGAUGUUGUCAUUGGAGUAUUCAAACAAAAUAAUUCGAAUGAUUUCGAAUUGGAAUCCUGUUCAACCUUUGACGUAAAACUGCUCUCAAAUCCGCACAAUUUCACAGAUCACGAACGAUCGAAGAUAGAACAAGAAACGCAACAAUUGAUGAUCUCAUUGCUCAAGAAAACAUUUACGCUUUUCGCAGAACCAUUGCUUUCUUUAGCAUUGGACUACUGCGCCCAACCAGUGAACAUUUUCGAUGACUUCCUGCCUUUUUACGCCGAUCACGAAUUACCCUUCCGUGUACCGGACAGCAGAAUUGCAAAAAAAUUCACGAUACCGAAAAUUAACAACGUGAUAAUAACAGAGUGGAGGAAAUCACCUUCUGCCCUGGUCUCGAUUUAUUGCCCAAACUUUGUCAAUGGAAUAAAUGAAAGCGUGACGACAUACGUUAAUUUACAAUUGGCAGACGCUGAAAUCCGAAUAAAUUUUAACGAUAGCUUGGUACCAUUUGAUGAACUGCAUUUGACGUUGAAUAACUUACAGGUACGAAAUUUUACAGAUAGUGGAGAGGUUAAAGUGACUUUAGAUUCGAAUCCGUGGCAAUACGAUUCUCAGAACAAUAAAACGAUCUCUCUUUCUACUUCGAAAAUCGCCUCUAUUGAGAUGAAAUUAGAGACUAUACUGAACGAAUGUUUCAAUAAUCUUACCAGUAUCGUUUUUUAACAUUAUUUUUAUUACAACUUAUACCUACCUAUUACUAAUUUUGUACAAAUUAAAUUAUAAAAACUUUA